AUGUCUAAAAUCCUUGUCACGCGCCAUGUCGGCGAACAUGCCAUGAGAAUCCUGGAGAACUCUGGGUAUGAGCUAAUAAUCAACCCAGAGGACUCUGAACCUUCGCGAGAAUGGGUUUUAAAGCAGCUAGCAGAUCCCGCUGUGAAGGCUGCGUGCAUCAUGCACAGUCAGCCUAGUGAUAAAGUGGACGAGGAGCUUAUUGACAUCUGUAACCAGAAUCUGAAAUGUAUCUCGACUUUUAGCGUUGGUUAUGGUGAGAGGGACAUGAAACGACCUAAUAGUACAGUCGCCGACAUCACCGUUAUGCUCGUACUCAUGACCUUGCGUAAGGUUGGAUAUGGUAUUGAUCUGGUUCGACGGGGUGAUGUGAGUGAAAGACUUCUGGCCCGGGCUAACGUUUCGCAGUGGCCACAAUUGCCAUGGGCACCAUUCGUCCUCUGCGGACAUUCCAUCGGUCAUCCCGGACUUACGAUUGGCUUCCUCGGCUUUGGUCGGAUCCCUCAAGCCGUGGUGGACAGGCUUCUCGCUUUCACCAACAAAGAUCAACCCGCCCGCAUCUUGUACACUUCGUCGAGGGCUAGGGAUAACCAAGAUGAGAUUGAUGCUGGAUUCUCAAAGAGAUACGGCGUACAAGUCAAACGUGUGGAAAAAGAUGAGCUCGCGAGAGAGGCAGAUGUUCUGAUCGUGCUAUGCAAUCUAAAUCCAUCGACAAAGGAUCUUGGUCCCGUCGUCAACUCUGAAGAUCUUUACAACGCUUUGAAAUCAAGGCAGAUAUGGGGCGCAGGUUUAGAUGUUCUCACAGGGGAACCGAAUAUCAAACCGGACCACCCACUGUUGCAUCUGGACAACUGCUCGGCAGACUACGACACCAGGGACAAAAUGGCAGAAUUGUGUGUGCGAAAUGCUAUUGCAGGGGCCACAGGUAAGGCAUUGCUGGCAGAGGUGGAGGAAUGA
Molecule: messenger RNA, 954 nt
Organism: Kwoniella shivajii
Lineage: Eukaryota; Fungi; Basidiomycota; Tremellomycetes; Tremellales; Cryptococcaceae
Exons: 5
Coding region: 1-954 (317 amino acids)
Cellular component (GO): cytosol
Molecular function (GO): hydroxypyruvate reductase [NAD(P)H] activity; glyoxylate reductase (NADPH) activity; NAD binding
Source: RefSeq, a predicted model, not a curated record